Molecule: messenger RNA, 930 nt
Organism: Wasmannia auropunctata (little fire ant)
Lineage: Eukaryota; Metazoa; Arthropoda; Insecta; Hymenoptera; Formicidae
Product: estradiol 17-beta-dehydrogenase 8
Exons: 5
Coding region: 75-824 (249 amino acids)
Molecular function (GO): oxidoreductase activity, acting on the CH-OH group of donors, NAD or NADP as acceptor
Source: RefSeq, a predicted model, not a curated record
GCUUACGUACUCGCACAGUGCGUGUUGAUUAGCGCUUUGAUUACGCGAGUCCUUUUAAUUACACCUGCUACAAUAUGUCGAAGCUCAUAGCUGGAAAACUGGCAUUUGUCACCGGUGCUGGAAGCGGCAUUGGAAGAGAGGUAUGUCGAGUUUUUGCCCGAGAAGGUGCUAACGUUAUCGCAACCGAUCAAAAUGUCAAAACUGCUGAGGAAACUGUAGCCACUUUGGAAGGUGCUGGACAUGUUUCAUUGGAAGUUCAAGUCACUGAUCGGAACAGUAUUGAGACAGCAUUUAAAGAUAUCUUAAAGCAAUUCUCAAAACCACCUACCAUCAUUGUUAAUUCAGCAGGCAUUACACGAGAUAACUUUUUAGUGAAACUCAGUGACAGUAAUUUUGACGAUGUAAUGAAUGUCAACUUAAGAGGUACUUUUCUAAUUAUGCAAACUGCUGUCAAAGCAAUGAUAGAAGCGAAUGCAACCAAAGAUGCCUCGAUUAUCAAUAUUAGUUCGAUUGUCGGUAAACGUGGAAAUAUUGGGCAGAGCAACUACAGUGCAUCAAAAGCUGGAGUUGUAGCUAUGACAAAGAGCGCUUCCAUGGAGUUUGGCCAGUUUGGAAUUCGGGUGAAUGCAGUACAGCCUGGUUUUAUAGACACUCCUAUAACUGCAACUGUACCUGAUAAAGUUAAAGAAUAUUUUAUAAAAAAUAUACCGUUGCAAAGACUUGGAAAGCCACAAGAAGUGGCAGAGGUCAUUGCAUUUUUAGCUUCUGAUAAGAGUUCUUAUGUAAACGGAGCAUCUAUUGAAGUUACGGGAGGAAUGUAUUAAGUUUUAUGAUUCAUUAUAAAUGAGCAGACUUACGCCCCACCAUCAUUAUAAUACCGCGAGAACAUUUCAGAACCAUUGGUCGGACCACUACCGACUCGUACGAUAC